Eucalyptus grandis is the source of this 1229-nucleotide messenger RNA. RefSeq lists its product as uncharacterized. The record is from RefSeq and is a predicted model, not a curated record. Lineage: Eukaryota; Viridiplantae; Streptophyta; Magnoliopsida; Myrtales; Myrtaceae. The coding region runs from base 1 to 1035 and encodes 344 amino acids. The transcript has 8 exons.
AUGAAAGGAAUCAAGCAUAGAGGCUUGUAUAAACUUCAAGGUGAGACAGUGACAAAUUUCACUGCGGAGACGUCAGAUGCAUCUAUUCGAGAGUUUAUGGACUGCUCGAAGAAGACCUGGAGGUUUGUGCCGAUGCACAAGUUUGAUGCUGGUGUCAAAAUCACACAGUCAAGAGUUUUAAUCGAAACGGAGACUGCUAGGAGUGUUUGUGGCAGUGUUAAUACGGAUCUGGACGGUGUUCAGCUUGAGGUGGAGUUGCGACCAAAAACUUCUGAGUCUGAACUUUGGUAUGAUGGAUGCUUGCCUGUUACCUCCUUCAUUUUCCUCCCUCAAGGAGUUUCGCAUUAUGAUGAGCUCUCCAUGAAAGAGAGUUUGAUCUUUUCAGAUAGCCUGAAGGACUUGAAGGAUCUUAGGAAGCAGUUAUACUCAGCGGCUGAAUAUUUUGAAUUAUCUUACAACGAACAAGAUCAUAAAGAAAUAGUGGUGAACACGCUCAGAGAUUAUGCAACCAAAGCUUUCAUCAACACUGCGGAUCACUUGGGCUCAAUGACUUAUAAGGUCAAUUGUCUCCUGGAUGACAAGAUUGGGGAAGCUUCUGCAAUUGAGCUUAGGUUCUCUUGUGUUCAACAGAGACGACGAAUGUGUGAGAUGUUCGUAGACCACGGAGGCCUAUCUCAACAGUCGCUAGCGAUAAGGACUCCGAAGCACCACAUACGAUAUAUCUUACCAGGCAUGCUUCCCUUCACAAGAUUUGUCAUUGGUUUAUUAAGACCAAAAGAUCGAAGUUGGUUCAUGCUUAAGAACUUUCUUUCAGUUUCAAAAGCUAAAGACGGUGGAGACAACAAAAAUCUGCGAUAUUGCGUGACAAAUGAAGUAAAUGGCGAAAUAUCAGCAGAAGUAUAUCCGAGAAAUAUAGAGACUUCUGCAUCAAUCGUCAGGAGACGGCAUUUGGCAACACAAUUUCCACAAUCCUCCCGAACGGGCCCCCUUUCAUUCGUAAGUACCUUGUCCAACAAAAAAGCAGGUCGGUAUUGAAUACUCCAAAUUGGGGGUAAGAGCAUUAAGAGUGCCCAAACUUUCGUAUGUGCUUAUCCAAGUGCCAAAACUUUAUUUUUGCUCACUUUAGUGUCACAAAUUUGAAAAAUUAAUCAUUUGAGUACCAAUUCCGAAUUAUCUCCCCAAAAAAUUUGACAUAGACGCUGGUUGUUUAACGUGGCUUUGCAAGCACU